AUGACGUUCGAUAGUGAGAGCGCACCAUCAUCAUUUCGACAAUUAAAUAAAGUUUAUGCUCAAUGGAUAGGUUCAUUUAUGGAUGAUCUUUAUGUUCUCGAUGAAAAACGAUUCAAAAAUGUUCGACGAUUUGGACAUGACAUAUUCAAUUGUUGUUCGAGUCUUCAGAGACGCUUGUGCAGUUGUUGUCCAUGUGUCAAACCAUAUUAUAAACUAACCGACGAGUCGAAUGAUGUGGAAAAACAUACGAAUCAAACUCAAGCUGCCGAUGAAACAAAGGAAUGGACACAACUGUAUAAACACGACUAUACAGAAGAUCAAAUGAUUCGAGAUUUAUUUCUCUGGGCUCUAUUUACAACUGAAAUUGACAUGGUCAAAAUAUUUUUAAAACAUUUGAAACCACGAAUAUGUGCAGCACUAAUCGCUACACGAGUCUAUAAACAUUUUUCGAAAGAAGCACCAAAUGCUUUUGCACAACAAAAACUCGAGGAAGAAGCUGAAGAAUUUGAAGAAUUUGCCACCAAAUGUGUCGAAACAUGUUACGCACACGACGAGAAGAUGACGUGUGAAUUAUUAAUUCGUGAAGUACCCCUAUUUGGAAAUGUUACUUGUAUGCAGGUUGCAGUGGCAGGUGAAUGUGCCAAGUUUUUUGCAACACCAUGUGUUGAUGAAUUGUUAAAUCAAAUUUGGUAUGAUAAACUAACAAUGACAAAUGUCAGAAGUUUAGCUCAACCCUUGAUCCUGGUCAAUCUGUUAACAUUUGGUUUAUUUGCGUUUUGUUGGAUGCCAUAUCGAAACAUAGACAUACAAAAGCAUGAUCAGACAGCGGUUCAGGAGCUUCAAAUAACGGAUAAAGAAGCUGUUCCAGAUAAAGAAAAUUACAUGAUGUUGUAUAAAUUUGAUGCUCCGAGUAAGACUCAAGGACGGUUACAUGGGACUGAAAUAUAUGUUAUCAUUACAAUAUCAGCAUUACUAUGUGAAGAACUACGACAGCUUCGGGAUUUAUCAGCAUUUGUUUACAUCAUAUUUAUAUUUAUUGCUGCAUAUGGCGUUGUAUCACGAUCCAUGAUCAGUUAUGGAAAUGUAGAGUUCAGCGGUCAUGGUAUUUUCAGUAAUAUUCUUUAUCCACCCUACUGGUUCAUUUAUGGAAAUAAUGGAGACGAACUUGCAACACUGGACAAAAUGAUUGCAAAUGACAAAGAAAAAUCUAAUGCACAUUGGAAUGAAUUUGAGAAUGCUGCAACAUAUUAUUAUGCGCAAAAUGCCGUAGAAAAGAAAAAAAAACAAGCAGAAGAGAGCGUAUUUAGUGAUCCAGUACAAAAAAAAGAAGAGUCAACUGCGAAUGUUGAAGUAGUUGCAGUAGCAAAAAAUGAUAUUCUGAAUGUUCAACACGAACUACAAAACCUGCAUUCAAUAAUUGUUAAUAAAGGAAGUCUUACAACAUCAACAGAUCGAGUGACUCAGUGGAAUGUGACGAGUCCAGUUUUGUGA
Molecule: messenger RNA, 1491 nt
Organism: Didymodactylos carnosus
Lineage: Eukaryota; Metazoa; Rotifera; Eurotatoria; Philodinida; Philodinidae
Source: the annotation of a GenBank genome assembly